Messenger RNA from Leptosomus discolor (cuckoo roller), 2820 nucleotides. Lineage: Eukaryota; Metazoa; Chordata; Aves; Leptosomiformes; Leptosomidae. The record is from RefSeq and is a predicted model, not a curated record.
AAGUUGCUCCCUUCCCUCUCGACCUCACUCGAGGACAUCUUUACCCACUGGGAAAAAACUCCCUCGAAUUCCAGGAGAAGAAAAGUGAGUGAUGAGGAGGCAGCCAUCCCAGAAAAGAUCAGAGUUCCUGAUCCUGUGAGCAGCUCUGAGAGUUCAGAGAAAGAAGAGGAUGAAAAAGAGAAGGCGAAAGCUGCAAACGCAGCCAGCCUUUCCCUGGCCACGAACUCGGGAGUGAAUGUAGAAAGCAGUGAAGAUGACGACUCCUCAUCAGAAGAGGAGACACCAGCUCGAAAAGGGACAGUUACGGUGACACCAGCUGUGGUGAGCAGCAAAGCUGCCAACUCCCUGCAUUCUCCCAACAAGCCCGCUGCCCCAGCAGGCAAAGCAGCAGUGCUCUCUGCUGCAGACAGAACUGUGGUCUCCAGCAAGCAGCAGCCCGCUGUGCCAGCUGCCCCUGCAGCUCCGGCCAAGGCCGGGCAGAAGCUGCCUGCUCCUGGAAAGCCCGGACAUGCCGCAACAGCCACGGCCAAAGUAGGUCAAAGCAAAGCACCAGUAACGACCAAAGCACCUGAAAGCUCCAGCAGCAGCAGCAGCAGCUCCUCAUCGGAGAGUGAGGAGGAAAAAGAGAUGCCGCCUGCGAAGGCCCCAGCCCCCAAAGUGGAGCCGAAGCAGGCAGCUGGGGCCGCUGAGAGCAGCAGUGAGGAAUCAAGUGAUGAGACAUCCUCCGAGGAGGAGGAGCUUGCACCUCCAACGGUCCAGGCAAAGCCAGCUGUGAAAACAGGGCAGGUUAAUGCGACACCUGUGAAAAGUGCCCCUGCUGCUCCAGCGUCCCUCAAGAAGAAUGCGGCGAGGCAAACGGCACCGGCACCGAGCCCGGCCAAACCUGCAUCCACGACGGUUCCUGGGGCUGCAAAGCCCGAUGACACGUCAGAGAGCAGCGACUCAUCAGACAGCGAAGAGGAGGAGCCUCCAUCAGUAACCCAAACAAAGCCACCGCCAGAAUCCUCCCAGGCCGUCCCAUCCCCAGCGAAACCUACACCAGCAGCAUCGCUCUCUGGCAAAGCAACUGCAGCAAAAACACUUCCACUGUCCCAAGGGAAGCCAGCACCAAAACCAGUGCUGAAGCAGGCCAAAACCACACUGGGAAGGACUGCUGCUCCCACAAAGCCUGCGGAAAGUACAAAGCCAGUGGAGAGCUCUGACUCCUCAGGCAGUGAAGAGGAGGAUCUCCCUGUGCCUGUCAGCCAGAAGAGGUUAACAGAACAGCCUGGGCCUGUUCCCAACCUGAGCCAGGCUGCUAAAGCUGGGCCAACUGAAAAAGCAGUGGGAAGCACCUUGAAAAGCCAGGCCUCAGAAAGUGGGAGCAGUGACUCGUCUGACAGUGAAGAGGAGUCCCCUGCGGCACAGACACAGACUGCUUUUCCUGCAGUGAAAAACAACGCUGUGCCCCAGCCAACAAACGUGAAGAAGGCACCGGCGCCAGCCCCUCCACCUGUGGACAGCAGCGAUGAUUCCAGCGAGGAGUCAGAUUCAGAGGAGGAAAUAGUCCCCCCUUCUCAGGCACUCCCAGGUCCUUGUCUAAAGCAAACGGUUCCUGUGGGAAAAGCUCCUCCAGCCAACCCUGCCACCCCGCAAGCUCCUUCACUCCUCGGAAGUCCUGCUGCCAAGUUGAAGAAGCCAGGCCUGAAGCCAUCACAGGACACCCGCCCGAGCCAGGCUGCACCACCCGCCCAGGCAGAGGAGACCUCAGACAGUAGCGGUUCUUCAGACAGCGACGAGAAGGAGACACCCAAGCAGCCCCCCAAACCUGGCUCGCUGCAGAAACCAGGGGGGACCCAGCCGGCCCAUAGCUCCUCCUCGGAGUCCAGUGAGGAGGAGGAAGAGGCAUCGUCGCAGUCCCUCCUUACAGGUUAUUUGGGCCUCUCCAGGGCUCCAGCAGCACCCCAGGCACCAAAGACGGUUCCCCCCCAGCCUGCAGGCAAAGUGGGCCAAGGCAAAGCAGCCGUGACUGCUGCGAACUCCCUCGCCAAGGCCUCGGUGAAAGCAGCCCCAGCUGACAGCUCCAGCAGUGACAGCAGCGACUCCGACGCAGCCCAGGUGGCUGCAAACCACAAAGCAGAAAACAACCCCCCUCCAGGGCAGGAAGCCACAGGAGCCUCCGACAAAGAGAAGGUGUCAGGAAAAACAGAGCCAGGUCACGCCAGCCUCAAACCUUCCUCACUCAAGAAAACUGUGGCCACGAAAGAGAACGAUGUUGGGGCAAAAGAGGCAAAAGUGACGCCAGCGUCGCAGGCGCUGUUCUCCAUCCCACAGCCAGAGGAGCCGAGCUCGGGGAGCGAAACAGAGGUCACCACUGCUCCCAAAGCUCCUGCAGCGCAAACACUGGAAGGGUUGGAAGUGAAGAAGAAGAAGAAAAAGGAAAAAAAAGAGAAGAAGGAAAAGAAGAAGCCUUCCUCCACGACAGACAAGGCUGUGAAAACAUCUAAGAGCAAAGACAAAGAGAACAAGAAGCAGAAAGCGUCUCAGAAGCGGAAACUGCCGGGAGAGGAUGGGGCUGUUGGGCAGCCCAAGGAGAAGAAGCGGAAAGGGCAAGCUAAUGAAGAAGUACCCAAAAAGAAAAAGAAGAAAGCAGCUGGCGACCUGGAGAAGCUGCCAGGCAGCAAGGAAAAGAAAAAAUCAGCUAAAAAAAAAAAGACUGGAAAGGAAAAGAAGAAGAGCAAAAAGAUGUCUUCAGAAGGGGAGCCUGCAGCAGAUGGCUCUGCUGAGGUUCACAAGAAGAAGAAGAAGAAGAAGAAAACAGCUGAGCCUGAAGGAUUGUGA